UCGCCGCUGACUCGAACAAGUAGUACUACCCCGUCACUGUCGACCGCUGAGUAGAUUCCUCCGACGAGAUCAGACCUGACGACCACCUGUUCCGGCAACUGCACCCUAGUUUCACCGAUUAUAAGAUUCAACAUGCAGCUAUCACGAGAAAUGCUGUGCAUCGCAGUAGCGUUGGUUUGCGUUAUCUGCCUGUCCUCAGCCCUUCCAGCCGACAAAGAGAGAUUUCUCAACGAGCUUGACCUCGUAGACGACGACGGCAGCAUGGAGACUGCGCUAAUAAACUACCUCUUCACGAAGCAAAUGGUAAAACGUCUGCACAAUCAGAUUGACAUUGGCGAUCUCCAGCGCAAACGCACCUACUGGAAGCAGUGCGCCUUCAACGCAGUCUCUUGCUUCGGCAAGUAAACCCACCAGAAUAGGAAAAACCCCUGUUUGCACCGGUGUGCAACGACUCCUUUCGAUAUUUUCGUUCCGGUCCUUUCGAACUCGGUCAAAAGUACAUCCGAACAAAUUUUUAAGGAUGUUUAGCCAUUUUCAGAAAAUCUUA
Diachasma alloeum is the source of this 547-nucleotide messenger RNA. Its product is annotated as prohormone-1. The coding region runs from base 133 to 405 and encodes 90 amino acids. The record is from RefSeq and is a predicted model, not a curated record. Lineage: Eukaryota; Metazoa; Arthropoda; Insecta; Hymenoptera; Braconidae. The transcript is spliced from 3 exons.